Formica exsecta is the source of this 1595-nucleotide messenger RNA. Its product is annotated as trypsin-2-like. The transcript has 7 exons. Gene Ontology annotation, molecular function: serine-type endopeptidase activity. Gene Ontology annotation, biological process: proteolysis. The coding region runs from base 78 to 1058 and encodes 326 amino acids. The record is from RefSeq and is a predicted model, not a curated record. Lineage: Eukaryota; Metazoa; Arthropoda; Insecta; Hymenoptera; Formicidae.
AUCUCCAUACAUCGUCAUUGUUACAACGAACAGUCGUUCUUCGACAACGAGUAAAUCUUUGUGAAUAGUGAAAAACAAUGCGGUUCGCGUUGCUGUCAGUGUUUCUGGCGUUUUUAUGUUUCGCCCAUGGCUCGACAAGUUUUGUGGAAAUUCCUAUCAAUCGUAAUAUGGAGUCGAAGAAUUUUGGUUUAACUGGUCGUAUAAUUAAUGGAACGAAAGCAACUUUGAAACAAUUUCCCCAUCAGGUUUCUCUGAUGCGCAGCUGGUCCCAAAGCCAUUUCUGUGGCGGAAACAUCAUUAGCGACAAACUAAUACUUACUGCAGCGCACUGUAUGUAUCUCAAUAACAACGUUAUUCACCCAUGGACGAUUAUUGUGGUCGGAGGAAUGCUAAAGCUAAAUGAGAGAACUUCGACGAGACAGGAAAGAGGUGUGGAAACACUUAGAAUUCACCCGCAGUUUGAUAUGAAGAAUUUGUACAACGAUGUUGCCGUUUUACAACUAUCGAUACCCUUUGCCCUCACUCCGGAAGUUCAUAAUGUUGCUUUGUCAGGAAAUCCCCCUGUACCCAAAACUAUCUGUCAAGUGUCAGGAUGGGGUUAUACAGCGGAGAAAAUAUUUCAGGAUGUUUCGAUAGUGUCUAAUGAUUUGAUGUAUGUAAAUCUGCCCAUUCGAUCAACAAAAGAAUGUCGUGAACUACUUGUGAACGUAACGGAUUUGCCAGCGGGGAUGUUUUGCGCCGGCUACCUGAAAGGAGGAAAAGACUCUUGUCAAGGUGAUUCUGGCGGUGGAAUGGUUUGCAACGGUAUUUUAACCGGUAUCGUCUCUGGCGGCGAAGGUUGCGCGCUUCCACGGUUGCCUGGAGUAUAUGCAGAUAUCUCUCACUAUAUAGAUUGGAUAGUAGAGGACAAACAUGUAAUAAUUGUGAAAAACUUGAAUAUUAUUAAUUGUAAUCAUAGUACACAUAAAAUGCCGACAAUUAUAGUCGUGAUGAUUUCUUUAUUUUUGUGUUGCCAUCAGCUUGCUCUUGAAAUCAAGAAUCAAAUUGUUGACAUUUGAUAAAAUAUUCUAUGACACUGUUAAAUGAAAAAUAGACGCUUUUACAAAUGUAGAAGUACAUGGCUUAUGAGUGUGUUUGUAACGCUAUAUGUAAUGUAAUGUAUAUGUGAUGUAAUGUGCAAAAUAUCUCGCGAGAUGAAUAAAAUUUAAAAUAUUAGAUAAUAUUAGAGAUAAUAGAUAGAGAUACAUAAUAUUAAAUAUUAACUAAUUUUAAUAAUAAGAUCAUGGUUUAACUAGUUGCACAUAGUUUAGCAGUUGUAUAUAUGUAUACAAUUUCAGAUGAGCAUUAUAUAUUAGAAUUUAUCGGCAAAUACUUGGUCCAUUUUAUGAGAUAUUUCACGUGCUGGGAUGGACAUCAAUACAUGAGAUUGUUUAUGUUUUAUAUAUAACAAUUUGGCAGAAAAUUUACACGAUCAGUAUAUCUUUAUAAGGAAUAAUAAAUAAUUAAAUGGUCAUAUAAAUAUUUAUCAUUAUCCCUUAUUUUAUUAAAUUAAGACUUGACUGAAAUCGAUCUCAUUUUACAUUCCUUAACAUCUG